AUGACCAAACUUAUCCAUCUCUUCGUUGUUCUCAUAACCUGCGCACCCGUUGCUGCCUUUGGUAUGGGCAAGGGAAUGGCAAUCAACACAGAUGUCAGACGCUACCAUCCACGAAAUGUCAAGCCUGUCCACGAAUACAGAACCAAACCUUUGGAGUUGUCAAGCCCGAUUUCGAUGAUAGCAAACAUUCCUCGUGGUGGAUCCAUUGUUGAAGCUAUGAAAUCCUUCAAUAAGACCCCGUCUUCGCUCUUCAACUCGUCACUAAUUACCGUUGCAAUCGUUACGGCCGCAUUCAAGAUCCUACAACGAGCUUCUAGCAGCAGUAGUGCCGAGGAAGUCAACAAGAAGCCAAAAAGCGUCAAGGAUUUGCAGAUCAGAUUCCUAUCCGUCUUUUGGUUGUUGCGAUGUGCGGAUUGGCUCCAAGGGCCUUACUUUUAUGAAGUCUAUUCAUCCAAGGUUUUCGAUGGGGUACCCGCAUCGAUUGCAUUGGUGAGCAAGCUGUUUCUAACUGGAUUUGCGUCUACUGCUUUGUUUGGACCUCUGGUAGGGAGAGCAUUGGAUUCUUAUGGACGAAAAAAGGGAACAUUGGCAUUCGCCGUUAUUUAUGCAUUGGGAGCCGCAUCCACAAGAAGUCCACUUCUGAAAGUACUCUUCAUCGGAAGAAUCAUGAGCGGCAUUGGUACUAGUCUUCUCUUCAGCGCCCCUGAAUCCUGGCUGGUUGCCGAAUCACAAAGAAGUGGUGACGACCCAACUGGAUCUUGGCUGGGAGACACAUUUGGUCUGGCUUAUGCUGGUGAUGCCCUUGUCGCCAUCGUGGCAGGUCAAUUUGCUGGAGUAGCAGCAAGUGCUCGAGGACCGACUGGCCCAUUCGAGCUGUCUGCUGGUUUCCUUGCUCUCGGGGGUCUUCUAUCUGCGUUGUUGUGGAAGGAAAAUGUUGCUAAAGGAUCGGAUGGCGCCGAUGUCGAAACCAACAAGCCAUCUAUCAAAGAUGCCAUCAACGUCAUCAAGAAAGAUCCGAAGAUCAUGUUGGUCGGUGGUGUGCAGAGUCUUUUUGAAGCUGCUAUGUAUAUUUUCGUUCUCCAAUGGCCACCAGCUAUUAGCAGUGCCGUCGCGAAGGCAUUUGGAGAAGGAGCCAACACGCCGUUUGGAACCGUUUUCUCUUGUUUCAUGGCUUGCUGUUUGUUUGGUUCAACUCUCUUUGGUCAAUUCGCCAAGAUGUCUGUGCCAACCGAGAAGUUCACUGCAGGCAUGCUCUCGGUAGCAGCCAUUGCAAUGUCAAGUGCUACCUUUGCAGCUUCUUCUUCUAUGAAUCUUCCCGCUCUCGUUGCAGCAUUCUUUGUUUUUGAGGCGUGUGUUGGUAUGUAUUUCCCAUCAAUAGGCACAUUGAGAAGCAAAUACGUACCAGAUUCACAUCGAUCCGUUAUCAUGAAUCUUUUCGGAAUCCCCCUGAAUGUUCUCGUGGUGAGCGUUUUCUUAUCGAUAUCGAAACUUGGUCUUAAAGGAGCUCUUGGAAUCUCGUCGGGUGCUCUUGUGCUUGCUGCAAUCUGUAUGCUGAAACUGAAUAGCAUCGUUGGCGAGAAAUCAUAG
This is a messenger RNA of Cylindrotheca closterium, 1587 nucleotides long. NCBI's taxonomy places the organism in Eukaryota, Bacillariophyta, Bacillariophyceae, Bacillariales, Bacillariaceae. The record is from the annotation of a GenBank genome assembly.